Messenger RNA from Somion occarium, 1421 nucleotides. The record is from the annotation of a GenBank genome assembly. Lineage: Eukaryota; Fungi; Basidiomycota; Agaricomycetes; Polyporales; Cerrenaceae.
AUGCUCUCGUUAAAGAACUUGAGCCGACUCGCAAAGAAUGCGGCUAUGGGAUAUUCUGAGGCUCAGUCGAAAGUGAGAAUGGCCACCUCCAAUGACCCUCAGUCGCCAUCACCUAAACAGUUGGACGAACUACUUCGGAUGACAUACAAGGCAGAGCUCUUCAAUGAGCUUAUGGAGACCCUCUUCAAGCGGCUCGAAGAGCGCGGAAAGAGUUGGCAGCAUGUUUACAAGGCCCUCAUAGUGAUCAACCACCUGCUACAUAUCGGACCAGAACGUACGCUCUACUACUGUACAGCCAAGUCUGCCACGAUCGAGUCCCUUGCGGGAUUCCGCUACACAGACUCCAGCGAUGUCGACCUGGGCACACACGUCCGCCUCAAAUCACAAGAAAUUAUGGGCCUCUUGUCCGACAUCCUUACUCUCCGUGAGAAGAGGCGAGCUCGUCUCAUCUUGAAUGCCAAAUCUUCCAUCUUGCGACCAUCUCGCUUGGAAACCAACUCUAAUUCUAUUCGCGCAAAACUUUCUUUCUUGGAUACCAAACUCCCCGAAAACGAGAAGUCGGAAAGGCGAGACGGUGGCGUAUCAGAGGAAUCAGACCAAUCAAGGUACUCGCAAGAUCCCUUUGAUCCAGAAGUGGUCUUGAUCAUUGACGGUGGAGCGGGCGAGAGCUAUGGUGCUCGCAAGAGUGAUACUGCUCGCGAGAGUGUGGGUACUCUGAGUACGAGUACGGAAGCAGAAUGCGAGCGCAGUCCGGUCCAUGAUUGGAUUUCCGCCGUAGCCAUGGCACGGGAUGGAGAAGAGGAUGGACUGUUGUCAAUCACAGAUGAGGAGGCCGAACAGGAGAAGAAUGCAGGGCGGGAAUCAAGACAGGGAAGAGAACAACGGUUCUCUACUCGGUCCCGGGAAUCAGCCUACACUCAGGACUCCUGGUCUGCUCAUGAUCAUCAUGUUCUGCCAAGGCCAUCUGCACCAACACCUGGAUUAUCACCAACGAGCGACUCGGAAGAUUCCUCGACUCGAUCAUUUGCAUCUGGUCCUCCAGACAACAAAGAAUCUCCUCACCAGGGGAUUCGACCGCUUCCAACCCCUCCACGGCGAGUGUCGGAGGACAUCGACGCUUCCAUAGCAUCACUAGAACGACUGAAGGCUUUGCGCAAGUUACACUCCGCCCUCCCUGCAGACUAUGGCGAAUCACCUCGGUCCAGCAUUGCGCCAUUGAAUGUGAGAUCGAAGAAACCAAGACCAUUACCAGCCUUGCCUGGAACGAUCGAUUUAUCAAACCCGUUUGUGACGGUUCUGGACUACUUUCCCUUGGUACCAUCACAUAUACCGCAGAGACCAUGCAUGUGACCAUCUUUAGAAAUUCGUAGAAUGCGGAUAGCGGGGCUCUGAGCAUAUGUUGUUGAUCCACUCAACUGCCA